Molecule: messenger RNA, 1293 nt
Organism: Elaeis guineensis (African oil palm)
Lineage: Eukaryota; Viridiplantae; Streptophyta; Magnoliopsida; Arecales; Arecaceae
Cellular component (GO): 90S preribosome; nucleus
Source: RefSeq, a predicted model, not a curated record
UCUUGUAUCAGCCCAACGUGAUCCAAAGUAGAGGUUGGGCUGCAAACCUAGCCCAAAUUGCAACGCUAAUAGAUGCUUCCGCCGUCACAGGAAGCCCCGAAACCCUAAUUUCCGAGCUAAAACCUCGCGAGCGAGAGAAACGCAGAGGGUAAUGGCGAGCGAGAAACCAAAAACUCCCAAGCGAAAGAAGCCUCAAGACCACUCCCCCUCUAAACCCCUCUCACGCCAUUCCAUCAAGAAGAAGAAGACGAACAAGAGCAAAAACCCAAAUCACAUGCCUCUCGGCAAGAACAAAACCCUAGCCGAGAAGAUGAAGAAUAGAGAGGCGGAGGAGAAGAAGAAGAGCGGAGAAGCCAACCGUGAUACCGUCCUCCUCUCAACUGCUCCGGCGGCCGAGCAGCUUCGCUUCUUCCUCAACCUGUUUCAAUCCGCCAACAAAAUCAAGCUCUCUCCUCUCGAGUUGGAGGCCUUCAAAGAUACUUCCAUGGUUAGAUUUGCUGAAGAUAUGGAUCAGGAUGUGGAGAAUUUGAGCAAGCAUAUGAAGGCUAUUUUUGGAACUUCAUGGAAGGAAGUUCUUUGUGAGGGGAAGCUUUCAGAGGGAACAAUUGAUGCAGGGAGUCCGGCAGUACUUAUUAUUAGCACAUCUGCUUUGAGGUCAUUAGAGCUUAUCAGAGGUUUGAAACCAUUAACAAGAGAAUGCCGCCCAGUGAAGCUUUUUGCGAAACAUCUGAAAGUGGAAGACCAGGUUGCCUUGCUUAAGAAUCGAGUAAAUUUUGCUAGUGGUACACCAAGCAGGAUCAAGAAGUUAGUUGACAUGGAUGCGUUGUCCCUUUCACGCUUAGCGGUGGUUGUUCUUGACAUGCACAGAGAUGUCAAGGGUUAUUCACUGUUGACACUACCACAAGUCAGUGCUGAGUUUUGGGAUUUGUAUAGAAGUCAUUUACUUCAAAGACUUCUCCAAGGUGAUGUGCGGAUAUGUUUAUAUGGAGCGAUCCCUGGUGAUCAGAUAAAAAAGGUGGUUAAGGAUAAUAAUUGAUCACCAGCCUAUUUCGUACAUGUGAAUGCAAUUUUGUUGUAGUGGUUCACAUUUCCUUCUGUAGAAUAUUUUUUAGAAGACGUUUGUUGCCUGAUCUCUAUAGCUUUGUUUUAAAUCAAAAGUUACAAUUCGGGUAACUUUGUAUGAAAGUAAUAUUUUCAUGCCUUCCUGGAUGCUUCCAUACAUUAAUUAGCUUGAUUCAUAAAUUGAAACUUUAUAUAUUUUGAAAUCUAAUAAAUAUGCAUGUAAUAUGUUAA